AGAGGGGAAAGGCUUUAGUUCAUUCUGAUUCGAGCAGCCCCUCUGUGAGGAAGUGUUUUCUAUCCUCCCUCGUUUCCUCAAGGACGCUAACUCAUUGUCAAGGUUCAUCCGAUUUAGCCUUGUGUUUUUAGGUGCUCUCUUCCUCGGCAUCCUUCCUAAGGAUUCGUUUAACUUUGUGGGAGAUUAAACGAUUUAAGAAAUGAAUCUCGAUUGUUAUUGGACGAUAGUCACAUUCAGUAUUUCGUAUAUGGUUAUUUUCCUAUCUGGGUUUGUUGAAGCUAGAAGUACUAAAUUUCAAGAAAAAUCGUUGCAAGACAUACUACCCAGUGAACUGAAGCUAGGUGAUCCUUGUAGGUCUUCGUACGAAUGUCUGCAUCAUCUUCAUCAUAGUCAUUGCGACUGGGAUACGAGAACCUGCACGUGUCAGCCCUACCACUUCGAGUUCAACAACACGUGGUGUCUGCCAGCGUCACUCCUAGGUUACAGUUGUGCUGUAGACCAGCAAUGUCAAAUUAAAGUGAAAAAUAGUGAGUGUAGCAAUCACAAGCUGUGCCAGUGCAAAGAAAAUUUCAUGCCGCUGCGGAAAGAUAAAUGUCUACCUCCUGCAAAAGUCCAUGAUUAUUGUCUAAAUGAUCGCCAAUGUCAAAUGGCGGAUAAACUUAGCUUUUGCAAAUAUAUUAUACCUAAAGUCUACGGUAAGUGUCACUGUCCUCUGGGAGCCAUGAUAUCAGCCGAUGGUCAUUGUUAUCCACACCUUGGAGGAGAAUGUUUCUCUGAUGAUGACUGUUUGCAAGCAACUCCAAACUCGGUGUGCCAGAAAAAAGGCAAACGUUCGAAAAUCUGUCAGUGUUCUACAGGAUACAAAGCAUCGAAGAAUGGAAUGAAAUGUGACAUUGAUAUUUCAAGUCAAAUUCAAGCUACAAAAGCACCUCAAAAACCUGUAUCACUUGGGAAGCCUUGUCUAACAUCAAGCCAGUGUCAAGAAAGAGAUCCCUACACUGAAUGUAUUAAUGGAAAGUGUGAAUGUAUUCAGCGCACUCCUGAAUGCAGUUCAACUAACACUCAGUGCCUAAAUGAUACCUUUCAAUGCACAAAUGGGCAAUGCAUUUCCUGGUAUUUCGUCUGCGAUGGAGAACAAAAUUGCGUGGAUGGUACCGAUGAAGAAAACUGCAUUCCAUUCAAUUGUCCUGCAGAGUCAUUUAUGUGCAAUGACGGAACUUGCCUGUCAAGGUCAGCUGUGUGCAAUGGACGAUGGGAAUGUCCUGAUGGAAGCGACGAAGCUCGAUGUUAUACAGGAAUUCCUUGUGAUAAAAACUCUUUCCGAUGUAAAAAUGGUCAAUGUUUACCUGCUUACGCUUUUUGCAACGCUGUCAUUGAUUGUUAUGAUGGAUCAGAUGAAAGUUUUGAAUCCUGUGAGCGAGGUGAGAACUGCCCAAGUAACAGUUUCCAAUGCAACAACAGUAGGUGUAGAUCAACAGCUAUUUUAUGCAGUGGCUUGGAUGGAUGCGGGGACAACAGCGAUGAAGACAGAUGCGAAGUUUGCCGUUGCCCAAAACCGGAAUGAACAGUUGCCAACGCCUCAACUUAACUCGUCUUUCCAGUGUCACCAGUGUGUGCAUUAUUUAUUAAACGUCAACCGAGAGGGCACAACUUGCCCCGAACUGUUACUAUGAACAUUCUAUUUAUUUUGUUUCACAAAAAAAGUAAUAAUUGAGAUUUUUACUUCUCAUCUCAUUGACUUCAUCUACAUUUCGAACGAGGAGCUCAAAUCCAUCAUUUCAUGCCACUUCUUCAAAAGACUUCCUAGCAAAGUAUCAAGCUCUGCGCCAUCAUAUUCACUUUGAAGGGUUUUGGGGGGUUACAAAAUUCAAAUUCAGUGACAUGCCCCUUCUUUGGAUAUCGCUUUCUUUUGUCUCACUUCAAAAGCCAUUAUUGUAAGGUUCCUACGCAAUAGCAUCGCUCUUUUCCAUCAAGGACAGUGGUUAAAUCAAAUCUUGUAGGAUAAACAAAUUAAUUAGGCUUGCCAAUGCGAAAUAUACGAAUUAAAUUAAUGUAACCAGGGGCUAGGUUUAACAUCAAAGAUUAUGGGAUCAGCAGCGAAGGCCACAACACAAAUCCGUUCAACUAGGGAUGGAAAACUGUUAAAAGUUAAUCACAGAUGGCGCCAGCGGUUAAAAUCCCUAGUAAUACUUUCGGGUUACAACUCUCGAUUAAAUUUAACGCUCAAGCAUUUAUAAAAAUAAAAAAACGCCAUUCAAAAUAGCUAUUGUACUUGUACCGUUUACAAUAUAACUUGUACUAUAUUUACCACUCAAUUUAAAAUCUAUUUAAAUUUAGCUGAA
This is a messenger RNA of Parasteatoda tepidariorum (common house spider), 2342 nucleotides long. RefSeq lists its product as uncharacterized. Gene Ontology annotation, molecular function: protein binding. Lineage: Eukaryota; Metazoa; Arthropoda; Arachnida; Araneae; Theridiidae. The record is from RefSeq and is a predicted model, not a curated record.